Messenger RNA from Dreissena polymorpha, 994 nucleotides. RefSeq names its product heart- and neural crest derivatives-expressed protein 2-like. Gene Ontology annotation, molecular function: protein dimerization activity; RNA polymerase II transcription regulatory region sequence-specific DNA binding; DNA-binding transcription factor activity, RNA polymerase II-specific. The coding region runs from base 160 to 993 and encodes 277 amino acids. The record is from RefSeq and is a predicted model, not a curated record. NCBI's taxonomy places the organism in Eukaryota, Metazoa, Mollusca, Bivalvia, Myida, Dreissenidae. Gene Ontology annotation, biological process: developmental process; regulation of transcription by RNA polymerase II. The transcript has 2 exons.
UUGAGCUAAAGACAUUUAUUGGUACUCGAAAACCGUGUAGUGAAGCGCAUUUUUAGGGGAAAACAUUUUACAGAAGAAACAAAGUGCUGUUUAGCGUCAAAGUGACACACAGACACGGAAAGAUCGAGAUAAGAGGCGGAAGGGGAAUUCAAGGCAGCUAUGAGUAUCAGUGUUGGUGGCUAUCACGGAGGGUUCGCGCAUCCGACCUCCAUGGGGAUCACUUCCGGUCAGGACUACUUCACGGCGGCCCACUACCCCUCAACUUCUGUGUAUCCGGAAUACCCCUUUACGGACAGAGAUUAUUUUAAUAAUUGGGUGUUAAAUGGAACCACAGACAUUCCCAUGUCACCGGAACCCUACGGAGCGGCCUGUGGAACGCCGUCACCGCCAAUGAUGGGAGUCGUGCAUCACGGUUACGCAGACGGCAUGCAUCAGACGUUUGCCGGUUGGUCGGACUUUCCCAUGAACACGGCGGAACUUGCGCUGGCACACAACAUUCCAAUUUCGGAGAUCGGGAACUAUGAGUCCUACACAAACGCGUUCGGAGACCGAUGUCUGAGGCGGCGGACGUCCGCAAACCGCAAAGAGCGCCGACGGACGCUCAGUAUUAACAAUGCGUUUUCAAAUCUUCGCUGCUCUAUUCCAAACGUGCCUUCUGACACUAAGCUUUCAAAGAUCAAAACGUUGCGCCUUGCAAUCAGUUACAUUUCAUACCUGACGGAGAUUUUGGAGAAGGGAGAUUCGAACAUGGUACCCAACAGUUUCAAAGCUGACAUCUCCAGGAAGAGGGAGCGAAGAUCACUUCCGGUUGAAGAUGAAAAGAAAAUAGCGGACUCCUGUGAAUCAGACGACUCCUCCGAGAGCAGCACAAGUCACAGUUCAUCGUCUGAGCCUAAAGUCAAAGGUCGCACGGGAUGGCCGGAAGCGGUUUGGGCGUCUGAGCUCCGCGGUAACUCCCCUCCCGAGAAACCGGAAGCGUCGUCAUUGUCGUGAU